AAAGGCCAGAUCACGAGAGAAUCGCGUGCCACCAUGCUGGCUCGUGCUCGUUUUCAUUAUGUCAUCGAUGUCGGCGUUGGUAAAUAUGACAGUCACUGGUACACCUUGCUCGUCGAAAGUGGCAGCUGGAUGACUUAUAUCGGCACUGAUCUCCGUCAACCAUACAUCGGGAGCGCAUCGUCGCACCAGACAAACGUGACAUUCCAGGCAAGAUAUGUCACAGGCCAAUUCGUGUCUGGCGUGUGGGCACAGGAUCAGGUCAGUGAGCAUGCCUUUUUGCUCAGCCGGCUGAGUCUGUAAGCAGACAAUGAUCGCACCCGGUCUUGUCGUGAGAAAUACGCAUUUCGGCAUUGCAACAAGAGUUGGGCGCAACAGCCUGACGACCGCAGACUCGGGAAUGUUCGCUUUGGGGCCACAGAGCGGUCUGGACAUUCAGACGGGCAGCCGGGGACUCAGCACAUGGAUGACUGCUGCCACUAGCGAAGGUGUCAUUCCAAAUAACAUUGUUACCGUCGACCUCGGCGAGCCUUCGCUCACGUUUGGCCACGUUAAUCUCGAAAAUGCUGUCGGUCAACCGGUCUACCUGCCUUCGAUUGGCGCGAUGUACUGGAUCGUUCAGAUGUCUUUCCCUCAGAUUGCGCUCAACGGGCCAGUGCUUGUCGAUACAGCCGCAGCUUAUCUAUCACUCACACCGGCUAGCAUGCAAAUCUUGAUGAGUCAAAUCCCGGGCUCGAGAUUGGAUACAACCUUCGAUCACCUCCUGCUGAUACCAUAUGGCCGCACACUCAAGCCGUUCACAAUCGUGAUUGGCGACCGCGAAUUUGUGCUUUCUUCCGAGAAGCAGUUCUUAAACCAACCAUAUCUGCGAGAACCGCCGGGAUUUCGGUACUCAAUCUUCCAUCAAAUGGGAUACAUACCGAAAGGCGUUGGGGCUAUCUUUGGUGGCAAAGUGCAGAAGCACUUUGUCAUCAUUCUUGAUGACGACAAACACCGAGUCGGCUUCGCCGCCCGCACAGAGCCGUGAGGCGGAGUACCUUUGAUUGACGACCAUUGCAAAAUCAGUUGCGCAUCGAUGGAGUCUGCGUUCGUUUCGGACCUUACCUGUACGAUGCCAUCGAAGCAUAUUGGUAUGACAGUGAACGACAUGCCCGGCCACAACGCAGAAAAACCCGUCGCUUGUUGCGUCACUUUUCUGGGUCGGGCUGCAACGUUGUCACGCCGACCCUCUUUUGCCCGGAACGAACAGGCGAUGCUUGGCUCUCUUGCCCAGUGUGCAGUAAUUCUGGUCAGAAGACGCUUCACGUGAUCGGUACGGCUUCAGAUAUUCCAUCUUCCGACGCGCGACUCUGCCUGGACGGGCCGCUAUCUUUGGUGCCAAGCUACUCAAGCA
Messenger RNA from Mixia osmundae IAM 14324, 1390 nucleotides. RefSeq lists its product as uncharacterized. The transcript has 2 exons. The record is from RefSeq and is a predicted model, not a curated record. Lineage: Eukaryota; Fungi; Basidiomycota; Mixiomycetes; Mixiales; Mixiaceae. The coding region runs from base 308 to 1024 and encodes 238 amino acids.